Molecule: messenger RNA, 5824 nt
Organism: Patiria miniata (bat star)
Lineage: Eukaryota; Metazoa; Echinodermata; Asteroidea; Valvatida; Asterinidae
Product: peptidyl-prolyl cis-trans isomerase G-like
Exons: 22
Coding region: 64-3666 (1200 amino acids)
Biological process (GO): protein peptidyl-prolyl isomerization
Cellular component (GO): intracellular membrane-bounded organelle
Molecular function (GO): peptidyl-prolyl cis-trans isomerase activity
Source: RefSeq, a predicted model, not a curated record
GCUGUCCACAGAAGACGAUUUUGGUAAGUUCCUGGUCAAAAUAAAUGAUUCUUCUGUGCCAAGAUGGUGGCUUCAGCUGCGAAGCAUCGACCGCGAUGCUUCUUUGACAUCACUAUCAAUGGAUCUCUGGCUGGACGUGUGACCUUUGAACUCUACACGGAUAUCUGCCCCCUGACGUGUGAGAAUUUCCGAGCCCUCUGUACUGGUGAGAAGGGUAUCGGCAAGACAACAGAGAAACCCUUACACUAUAAGGGCACACCCAUCCACCGCGUUGUCAAAGACUUCAUCAUACAAGGAGGCGAUUUCAGUGCAGGAAAUGGAACAGGGGGAGAAUCCAUCUAUGGUGGUACAUUUGGCGAUGAAAAUUUUGACGUGAAGCAUGACAAGCCAUAUUUGCUAUCCAUGGCCAAUCGUGGCAAGGAUACUAAUGGGUCGCAGUUCUUCAUCACGACCAAGCAAGCUCCACAUCUCGAUGGGAUUCACACUGUAUUUGGCCAAGUGUUGCUGGGGUCAGAGGUCGUGCAGGAAAUCGAGAACCUGCGGGUUGACAAUAAGAGCCGGCCCACGACCGAUGUGCGUGUGACAAACUGCGGCGAGCUCGUCUUGAAAAUGAAAGCAAAAGAGCCCAAGCGGAAGAAGAAACCAGACAAAGACUCUUCCUCUGAGGAGAGCUCCUCGGAAUCAUCCUCGGAGAGCGAAGACGAGAAGCAAAAGAAGAAGAAGAAAAAACAAAAGGAGGCAAGGGAGUCAAGGAGAGACAAGAAAGAAGAAAGUGUGAAGGAAGAGCCCAAACCCACAGUUUACCAGAGUGAGCUGUCGGCUAACGUGACCAUCAACCCAGAACAGAUCCCAGAUGUUCCCACCAAUAAGUUCCUGUUACGCAGAAGCCCUGUGACUGACCUGCCAAAUCAGCGAAUGCGGAGGAUGAACCCAAGUCGAACUCGGUCUGGACGUAAGGUGAAGGGAAGGGGUACAAUGCUUUACCGUACUCCAUCCCGUUCCCGUUCGAGGAGUGUCACUCCCCCUCACUGGCGCGUGGAGGAGCAGCGGCAAGCAGGCAACCUGGUGUCUGACCAGUGGCCGGCUAGAGGGCCGCGGAGGGCCAGCCUGGGAUCCCAAGAUGACCGAUGGGAGCGGGGCAUGGCCCUGCAAUCUGCAAGGCCAGACAACAGGCGUGAUGAACCCCCACAGGGCAGGGCAGUGAUACGGGAAAUGUUGAUUGAUGAUCGCGCCCAUCCUCGCUUCAGGAACAACGGCAUCGGGGGGCGUCAGCGAGAUAGACCCUUGUCUGGCAGGCUCGGGGAUCGACGGGCGCCCGUGAGAGACGAGAGGGGGCAGAGAGGGAGGGUCCACGUGGAGGCAGCCCAGAGGUCUGACAGAGGAAAGGAGAAGGGAAGAGGAAAGGAAAAGGAGAAAGAAAAGGAAAAGAAGCACAAGAAAGAUAAAGACAAAUCCCACAAGAAGCAUAAGAAACACAAGAAGCACUCGGACAAGGAAAAGCACAAAGACCACGAGGAGGGGGCUACCAAAGACAAGAGAGCGUCCUCUCCCAAGCCGCGAUCGCGGUCCCCGAAAGCCAAGAAGGACCGGGCCCGUUCACCCAGGAGGGAGAGGGGCAGCGGUGGGGCUGGCAGACACCGGUCUAGCCCCUCCCCUAGGGAUGCUAGACGAAACGCUGCAGGCCAGCGCAUGGAAGUCAAGACAAACGACAGAGCCCGUAAAUCCAAGUCCCUGAGCCCACCGCCAAGCCGUUGGAAGCCAGGCCAGAAACCCUGGAAGCUCUCGGAUGCAAACAAGGAAUCUGGUGUGAGAAACAAACGUCAAGAAGUGCCACCCGCUGGUCGACCUGUCCUGACUGCAAAAAGCCCAUCAUCCUCACCACCAUCCAUCGACGAACGCUCCCCAUCACCAGUCCAAUUGAGAAGGCAUGGACCUAAUCGAAGCCCCUCCCCUCGACACCUGAGUCCUCAGCAUGAACUGAGCAGCCCCUCCAGGUCCCCCCUGCCCGUGUCCAGGCAGAAGGCCUGGCCGACCAGCCCCUCUGAGCGGGUCAAGUUGGCCGCUUUACCUCCUUCCUCCCCACGUCGCUCCCGCUCAAGAUCAAGCUCGUCCAGCAACACCGACGACAACGAUGAAUCUCCAUCAGCGCAUGAUGAUCAGGUCAGCGGGGCACACAAAACAGGCGACCCCUACUCAACCAAGAACCGCAAGAAGUACCAGAAGGCUACGGAGCAGCGCAAGCGGAGCCCAACGCUGAAGGAGCGAUUCCAGUGGCAGCCGCCCUCCGAGGACGAGGCAGAGCUUGGUGGAGCUGGCAUGGGCGGGGCAGAUGGGGGACAUACUGGGCGGAGUCCUCGGGCGUCGGCCCAGACUGAGAGAUCUGGACAAAGUCAAGUGGACACUCGCCAGGAACAUGAAGACAAGCACUCAAGCAGUUCUGAAAAUGAGGAGAUUGAAGAUUUGGAGCAGAAGCGCACCGACCUGGAGCAGCGCCUUGCAGCCUUGACCUCCCAGAAUCGCAAGAUCCAGGAAAUGAUGGGUGGAGGAGCUGAGGAAUCCGACGGAGAAGAUAACAAAGCGCCCUCUGUUGACAAGGCAGAGGUGGUUCAGUCCCCAGAGCCGCCAGUGCCUGCCAAAUUCAAGAAGGUUGACAGUGAUGAUGCCGCCUCUCCGCCGAGGAAGGCGCCAGAAACCAGAGCCCCAAGAGAGGCAAGCCCCAAACCAACACGCUCCGAGGACAAACCUUCUUCCAAAGCCCAGCACAAGCGAGGCCACUCCAGGAGCCGCAGCCGUAGCCGUAGUCGGAGCCCUGCCAAGAGACGCCCGCGGGGUAGGAGCCGUUCCCGUUCCCGUAGCCCGGGCAGGGAUCAUCGCAGCCCACCGAGAAGCAAAGAGAGAAAGAGAUCGCUCUCACCGCCUAGAAGGUCAGCUAGGUCACGCUCAAAGUCGCGUUCCAGGUCACCUAGGAGGCGCUCCAGGUCUCCUGUCCGAGCAGCUAAGAGGUCCCCUCCAAGAUCGGCAAGGAAGCGGUCACGAUCCUCUUCAUCCAGCAGCAGAUCCCCAACACCUAGGAGAAGGUCUCGAUCUCCUAGACAAUUACCUGCCAAGAGGUCAAACCGCAGGUCACCUGUCAGGAAGUCUCGCAGAUCAAGCUCUGCCUCCUCACGCAGUCCAUCGCCAGGCCCCCGUGGCCGGAAGCGUCCAGCCAUCCCUCCACGGAGGAGCAGGAGUCGCUCUCGAAGCAGAGGCAGAACUGCCCGUGAUCGCAGCAGACGCAGCCCAAGCAGGGAGAGGCGCAGACCAUCACCACGGCGACCGUCACCCAGGCGCCUGUCACCACGGCGACGUCGGAGGACUCGCUCCCCGUCCCCAAGACGCAGGAGAUCUCGAUCCAUCAGCCGAACCAGAAGAAGGAGCCGAAGUCCGCUGCGUCGCCGUCGGUCGCGUUCCCGGUCACGCACCAAGUCGCGGUCGCGAUCCCGCGGCCGUCGGCCGAGAUCACCACCUCGCCGUGAUAGGAACCGGCGAGCCCGCCGGUCCCAUUCUAGGUCAUCAUCUAGGUCCCGCUCUAGGAGCCGGUCUAGGAACCGGUCUAGGAGCCGAAGGAGAAGCGCCAGCAGAUCCUACAGUCGCAGUAGCCGAAGCUAUUCCAGUUCCAGCGUGUGAUCACGAAGCGUUUGUCCAGCAUUUUAUCGAUACAUACAACAGUAGUUGUAUAGCGGGCGAAUUUUAGUGUUUGCCCAUCUUUAUAUUAUUUCCUUAAAAUGUUUUCAGAGAACCUGAGCAAGUCAUUAAUGAAAAUCUCAAAUUUUUGAGUUCAUUAUAUGCUUUGUACUUCAUUACUAAAAUCAUCCAUGAAAUUGCUUCGUCUGGUGUUUGAUGAUUUUGUAGAAGUGUUAAAUUUCAUAAGAAAAAUGGUAAACAUUGUGUAGAGUAGAUGUUAUGGCCUUGUGCUGUUUGUGGUAGUAGUUCAUUUUUUUCUGUGUAAAUGCUGUUCAACGUGAGAAGAUACGCAAGAAAAAUCUUGCGAAUUUUUUUAAUCGAACUUUUUCCUACUUUUCAAACUGAUCAUGUAAAUUUGUGUGUAACAUUUCUUCUUCUUUUUUUAUCUUUUGUCUUUUUACAAGCGUAUGAAACCAUGUCAUAAUACAUGUGGUAGUAGCAAUUAUUGCAAUUUUAAAUGUUUCUUAUGAUCUCAUUCAUCUGCUUUGGUCAUACUAACCCCUUAAGAAUGAUUAAUUUGAUUUGAUUUUGUAACAUUUUUGGGAAACGUCCUCUUGGUGAUUCAUUUCCUCCAUUUGUAUAUAUUUUUAAUGGAUUUUCAUCGUAUAAGUAAAAUGUCUUGUUGAGUCACUUGGAAUGCCUCAGUUUCCAAUGGUUUUUCUUAUUUCGCAUAUCCUGCAAUCAACGUUUGAUUUUGUGAUAUAAAUGAAGUUGUAUUUUUGUUUUUUCAUUAUUAACCCUCCUAUGGAAACAUGCAUUGUCAGCCUGGUUAUUCCUAGGGUCAAUAUUGGUCAAGACCCCCAUUGGUUUGUACACAGUAUGCCAGGAGGUGAGAUACAAACAUUUUGACCAUUGGUGACCUCUUUAAAUCGUAGGAGGUAGUAGGUUUUUUUUUAUUUUGUAUCAUUUUGGACACCCUGGUUUUGGUGUUUUUUUGGCUUGUGAAAUAUAAACCAAUCUUAGUAACCUGCUGAGCAUCAAAUCGCUAAGUAAUUUUUAAUAAGAAAUUUUGAGAUGCUUUGUCUGGAAGAGCAGUUGUAUAGUUCUUAACUGAUUUUAGAAUGUUUGGUGAUUUCGUCUUUAAUAGCACAACGCAGUGCAGGUUUAUGGACCCUUUUAUGUCAUGCCUCUGCUAAACAUUGAAUUCUAUGCUUACACUCGCCAUUCUGUGCUCAUAAACACUGCAAAAAAAGAAAGUCCACGCUCAUUGGAGGGGUCAUAAUUUUCAAUCUGAUCGUCUUAUGAUGACGUCAUUUAUAGAUACCUUUGGGGAGUUUUGUUAGCUAUAUUUGGUUACCCUGUUUGCCACCGAAAACUGUAAAUCGUCCAAGAUUGACAACGGUUUAUGAAAAUUGAUGCAGUUGGAAAAGUUGCAAAUUUAAAAGAUUACGCGAGUUGAAAUUGCUAAGCGUUACCAAACACACAUGCACAUAACUGCCCAAACAAACCGCUGGUUAUUCGAAUAGCCCGGUUGCUCCCAUACAUACAAGCACUGUGCGAUCGAUAUUCCCUGACGUUUGUUUCGGGCAGUGUUACAUGGUCACGCUGCAAUUUCCGCUUUUCACGAUCAGUUUCAAAAUUAUGACCCCACCAAUGCGUGUGGCCUUUUUUUGUGUGUGUGUAGUGUUUAGAUCAUUUGCACUACACCUAUCUUUUGAGGCGUGUGCUUUUGUUCAACAGGGAUAGGCAUGAGUAGAUCUCUUGCAUUCAUCGUUAAUGGGUUAACAUAACAAAACACACCUCAAACAUGGCUGCCGAAAUGCAAUCAAUCUAUAGCGCAAGCACAGAAAGUUUUGGCAAACCCUGUACAUGUAAGCUCUGCUUUAGUUAAUAUUAAAUGCUUAUGGUAAGCGGAAAAGUGGAAUCUGUCAAUUCAUUCUUAGUAUUUGCGAGUUAAUUGUAAAAUAAGUGUAUGUGUAUAACUGGUUGCAUUGAGACAUUGUUGGUGUUACAAACGCUAUACAAACAGACUGAGAAACACAAAUGUGGCUGUGUGUUGGAUAAUACCCAGCAUUUUUACUUUGAAGGAACAUUGAUGUAUUUGUCAACCAUUAUAUUUGUGGGACUAAUCGGCAAAUGAUCUGUGAAUAAAUUACAUGUU